Hypomesus transpacificus is the source of this 1420-nucleotide messenger RNA. RefSeq names its product pleckstrin homology domain containing, family F (with FYVE domain) member 1 (gene plekhf1). The record is from RefSeq and is a predicted model, not a curated record. Gene Ontology annotation, molecular function: metal ion binding; phosphatidylinositol binding. Lineage: Eukaryota; Metazoa; Chordata; Actinopteri; Osmeriformes; Osmeridae. The coding region runs from base 122 to 958 and encodes 278 amino acids. The transcript is spliced from 3 exons.
GAGGAACAAAUAUUUCUUACAUGUUGAUACUUUCACUGUCCACACUGUAGGAGUCUGACAGGCAGACACGGCAACACUAAAAGAAGAUACGCAACUCAAAAGGAAAUCAAGAUCUACCACGAUGGACCAGGAGAACUUUGAAAGGAUUCGGGCUGUAGAGAACUCCUUUCGCCCGCCUGGGAAGCCCCUGGCAAACCCGGGUCGAGUCCUGGUUGGAGAGGGCAGGUUGAUGAAGCUGUGUCGCCACCGGCCAAUGCCCAGAGUCUUCUUCCUGUUCAACGAUGUGCUAGUGUACGGCAGCAUCAUACUAAACGGCCGCUGGAACAAGAGGCAGCAGAUCAUCCCCCUAGAGGACAUUGAACUGGAGGAUCUGGAGGACGGGCUAUACAUGAAAAACCAGUGGCUGAUCAAGACCCCCCGCAAGUCCUUCUUCGUGUCGGCCACCUCCUCUGAGGAGAAGCAAGCCUGGAUGGAGCACAUCGAGGACUGCCGGACCAAGUGGCUGCAGAAGGCUGGCCGCAAACCCAGCAACGCCUUCGCCGUCACUUGGAUUCCCGACCGGGCGUCCGCCAUAUGCAUGCGCUGCUUUGGCAAGUUUAAUAUCACUCACAGGCGGCACCACUGCCGUUCCUGUGGCUUCGUCGUGUGCAGCCCCUGCUCCAAGGCCCGGGCCGUGCUCCCACACAUCUCCUCCAAGCCCGUCAGAAUCUGCAAGCGGUGUACCCUCAGUCUCCAGGACCAGGGGGUCGGGGAACACCUGCGACCGAGGGGUGACAGUGACGGGACGAACUGCGUCUCUGACGAAGACGAUCAGCUUGCUCCGGAGUAUGAGCCCUCCAGCGAUGAGGAGGAGUGGAUGGAGGAUCGUGCCCCCAGUAACUGUGUAGACUCUCAGCUCCACUCCACUUCAACAUAUGUUUUUCUGAACCCUGAUCAUGAGAGACCAGCAAUGACGUGACUAUGUGCAUGACUGAACUUGAUAACGUAGUGAACAAAAGUGCCCUACCAGAGAUUUGUAUAUAUAAUUUUUUUGUAUCUUAAGAUCAAAGGUCAUGAAGAUGUACCAUAAGAAACCUGUAUAUUUUGAUUGUUUACAUUAUAUCAAACUCUAUCUUCAGUCAUAGCUUAUGGUUGAUGUUACUGUUAUGAGAACUAUUCUAGAUUGAAGUACCUCAUUUACAAAGCUCUUGAUAAUGAUGAAACCCCCUGUUUAUAGUGUAUAAUAAGUUUUUGUUUACAUUUGAAGUACUUUUUUUUACCCAUUAUGGUAUUUAUGGGUUUUACAAUCCUAGCUGCUGUCAGUCUCUUUUUCUAUGUAAUAUUAACAGUAGGUGACAACUAUGAUGAAAACGGUAGAUGUCCUCAUUGAUGAAAUGCACUUUGUUAUAGUAACAACAUAUUAAAAUACAAUUUGACAAAA